This is a messenger RNA of Aspergillus mulundensis, 1329 nucleotides long. RefSeq names its product MFS general substrate transporter. The coding region runs from base 1 to 1329 and encodes 442 amino acids. The record is from RefSeq and is a predicted model, not a curated record. Gene Ontology annotation, molecular function: transmembrane transporter activity. NCBI's taxonomy places the organism in Eukaryota, Fungi, Ascomycota, Eurotiomycetes, Eurotiales, Aspergillaceae. Gene Ontology annotation, biological process: transmembrane transport. Gene Ontology annotation, cellular component: membrane. The transcript has a single exon.
AUGGGCUUGUUCCUAUUCGGCCUGUUCCUCGGAGACGUCGUGAUCAACCAAGCUCUAUUGCCCGACGCACUCGGCGUGAGCGAGAGCAACACCCCUUGGCUGAUUGGGUCAUUCUUGCUGGCCAACGGGAUCGCGGUCAUUAUAUCCGGGUCACUGGCUGAUCUGUCCGACCCUAAAAUCAUGAUGGUCCUGGGCUUUGUCUGGCUUGUGAUCUGGGAUGUCGUCGGCGUGUUCAACAUCCGCCCCUCACUGGCGGUGCUGUUCUUUGUUGUCAGGGCCAUGCAGGGGCUAGCGAUUGGGGUUCUGCAGGCGACGUCCAUGAGUUUGCUCGGGCGGGUGUACUCGCCGGGGAUUCGCAAGACACGAGUGUUUUCGGUCAUGUCUGCGACAGUUCCCAUUGGGUUCUUGGUUGGGUGUUUGCAGGGAGGCGCGCUGACAGCACAUCUGCCGUGGAUAUUUGCAAGCAAUGCCAUAAUUUCCUUCAUCUGUGCAGUGGCUUCCGUCCCUGGUAUUCCCUUGUUCAGUCCGAAACACGGCCCCUCCGACGCCCCGUUAUCUCUCAAGGACUUCGAUACGCUAGGCGCUCUCCUGGCCGCUAUCGGGUGCGGCCUGAUUAUCCUCGGCUUAACCCAAGGCGUUCCCAGCGGCUGGAGUCCAUACACGUACUCACUAAUCAUAGUCGGAGUGUUCUUUCUCCUGCUAUUCUACCUGGCCGAGAGACGAGCGGCUCGACCUCUGGUGGACAACCGGCUCUGGCUCACUCCCGGGUUCCUCCCACUAGCCAUCUCCUAUUUCCUUGGGUACGGAGCAUACGUCGGCGGAUGGAUGUUCUUCGCCGUGCGGUUCCUCCUCACCAUCCAGAAUCACGCGCCCAUUACGGUUGCGCUGUACUUCAUCCCCAACAUGAUCUGUGGCAUUCUGGCCACAUACAUUGUCUCGAAAACCCUCCAUUUGUUCCCGGGUCACUGGAUCCUCAUCGCCGGCAUGGUCGCCAACACAAUGGGCCCUGUGUUUUUCAUCCCGCAGACCCCAUACACGACAUACUGGGCACUUUCUAUGCCUGGGAUUGCCCUCGUGACGUUCGGACCGGAUCUGACAUUCGCAGCGGCGUCAAUCUUCAUCACCUCCAACGUCCCCCGCUCAUUCCAGGGAUCAGCGGGCAGUUUGCUUGUGACAAUCCAGAACCUCUCCGCAGCCAUUGUGACGGCGAUUGGGGAUACGAUCGGGAAGGAAGUAACCAAAGCUGGCGGCGACGGGUAUAGCCUGGAUCUGGGUGCUUUGCGUGCGAUUUGGUGGUUUAGUUUUGCGAUCUCGCUGGCGGCGCAGUAG